Messenger RNA from Vespula vulgaris, 2317 nucleotides. It is a transcript of the gene alka, whose product is annotated as glycine receptor subunit alpha-1. The record is from RefSeq and is a predicted model, not a curated record. Lineage: Eukaryota; Metazoa; Arthropoda; Insecta; Hymenoptera; Vespidae. The transcript has 9 exons. Gene Ontology annotation, biological process: regulation of membrane potential; signal transduction; nervous system process. Gene Ontology annotation, molecular function: neurotransmitter receptor activity; chloride channel activity; extracellular ligand-gated monoatomic ion channel activity. The coding region runs from base 1001 to 2317 and encodes 438 amino acids. Gene Ontology annotation, cellular component: synapse; neuron projection; membrane.
GUUUGACGAAGAUCUGAUAAAAAUUUUCGCGAAAAAUGUUUAAAUUUAAAAUAGAAAGAAAAAAUAUUUAAAUAUUUUGAGAUUCGGAAUAUUAUUUUUUCUUUUUUAAAAAGAUAAUGUUAGCUGACUUUAUGAAAGUAAAGUAGUAAAAAAUUUUUUACAAUUUUUAACAAAAGAUUGCCUGCAUACAGCCACGAUUUAAACCUAAUUCUAAACUUAUGGACAAAAUUAAAGAAAUCAGUUCAUUCAAAAAAACCAUGAAAUAAAGACGAAGUUUGAGAAACUAUAAAAUUAUUGAAGAAAAAUAUUUUAUUCACGGAUUGUAAAAAUCUAAUUUCUUUCAUCAAAGUUAAGAUAUUAAAGAUAUCAUACGCACACGAGGAGAUAUAACAAAAUAUUAAUGAAAUGUUGUUUCUUCAAAAAUUUUAAUAUCAAUAAAGAGUUUGAUCAAUUUUAUUCCCGAGCAACGUUUCGUUUAUUCAUUUCUUUCUUUUCAAUAAUAAAUAUUAAUUUCUGACAUACUGUUGUUACUUAUCUAAAUGUUCUUUACUUUUAACAACAUUAGUUACAACAACAUAAAAUAAUAUUUUAUAAUUAUAAAACAUAAAUGAUUCUCAGUCGAUUUCACAUUAGUAAGAAUGAAUCUGAUCGAAAACUUUUUGCCAAAUUUGUAAAUAUUGUCAAUAUUAUAAUACGCAACACGUGCGGCUACUCGCCAUAUUGAAAUCUCCGAGCAUGGUUAUUAGCAACCCUUGAUCGAUAGAUCUCCUUUCGUUUCUUAUAUUUCUUUUUUUUUUUUACUUUUCACUACUAUCAACGCAAGAAUAUGAUCUAUCUCUUACAUAAUGCAACAAAAUAAUUGCUACUUCGAAGUGUAUAACUAUAACUGCAAUUAAAAUAGAUUGCAUAUAAGUGACCGGUUAAUAGAUUAAUUGGCAUGCCUUUCGACUUGACUCGAAAUGUCGAUCGAAAAACAUUGACAGUUCUCUAAACUUCUAAGAUGAAGAGCACGAUUCUAAUAAUUUUUCUUCACUCUUGUUUGAGCUCCUUGCCGGAAGUUUUUUCCUCUAGUAUUUUCGGAGGAAGUGUUAAGAACCGUACCAUGAAGCCAAGAGUCGUAUUGCCAGAUAAUUACGUGAAAGAGAUCCGACCACCAUCGAAGAAGGGUGUCCCAGUGACAGUUGACUUCAGUAUUUUUGUCGUGGACAUAAAUUCCAUUAAUGUCGAGGAUAUGGAUUUUAGAGUCGACAUGUUCGUUCGUCAAAGCUGGACCGAAUCACGACUUUAUAUGCUCGAUGAUAUCUUCGAGGAAGGAGACGAUUAUGUUAUCUUUCCAGCAGAAUUCUACGAUAAUCUUUGGCAGCCCGAUCCUUAUUUUUUGAAUUCAAAAGUCUCCGAGAUCGCUACCUUAAACCACAAAUUCUCAUCGGUCACACUGUACAGAAAUAAAACCGUCCGAUAUUCCGCGCGAAUGCACGCGAUUAUAGCGUGUCAAAUGGAAUUCCAGCUUUAUCCCAUGGACAUACAAGUCUGUCCCAUCUAUGUGGAAAGUUUUUCUUACAAUAGUCAAAAGUUACGAUUGAGAUGGGACGAUAGCGGUGUAACGGUGAAUCCUGAGUUAAAAUUGUUACAAUAUAAUAUAGGGAAACCGGUUGUAUUCGAAGAGACUACUAUGAUGGAAAAAAAUGGAAAUUUCUCAAGGUUGGUAGUUUUGUUUCGAUUUGAGAGACAAAUCGGACAUCAUCUGAUACAAACGUUUGCUCCAUCGACGUUAGUCGUGAUGUUCUCCUGGUUCAGCUUUUGGUUGGAUUUGGAUGCUAUACCCGGACGUGUAGCUCUUUUGGUAACGAGUAUGCUUACUUUGGUGACCAUGUUUACUGGCUUGAAAAGUGACAUACCUCCGGUUGCGUAUGUGAAAGCACUCGAUGUUUGGAUGGCUGGUUGCAUGAUGUUCGUAUUUGCUGCUCUGGGAGAAUUUGUGGUAGUCAAAGUGCUUGAUUUGCGCUAUCAAUUUGUAAGCGAUAUACAAUCGUCAAUUGAACCUCAGAGCUUUCAAACGCGAUUAGUUAUGAUGGAUAAAAGCCAAAAUUCUGGAUUCUGGGAUUAUGAUACCAUAUAUGUAACAAAAUCAAAGAACAAUCGAGCAGGCAGCAAACAUCUUUUACAAACAUGGCUUGAUCUUGAAACAUCGUCUCUAUUUCCUCAUCGAACACGAUCGCAACAAAUAGAUCGUUAUAGCAGGGUUGGAUUUCCCAUUCUUUUUCUUUUAUUCGUCGUUUUAUAUUGGCCUAUACUUUUGCUCAAGAAAGCAGCAUAA